CCAAAGUCAACCUAAGUAACUCUUAAAAGGUCAUCUCACACACAAAAUCAUCACCCAAGAAAACGAAAGAAAAUCAUUCUAAAAUUGGAAAAUUUGGAAAAUAUUGUAUAGUUUGUUGUUGGCCAUCGAGGAAAUAUUAAAAAUUUACCAUAGAGCUAACAUAGUUUGUUAAAAAAGUCUCCAACAAGCAUUUUUCUUAUUGAAAAGCAAGUGAAAAAGGGAAACACCACACAACAAAGGAAAGCAAAACAGAUUCAUAGACACCAAAGUAAAGACACCAACAGCAACAACAAAAAACUGUGAAGCAUUCACAAGCAAUAUCAUCAACCACUGAAAAGAAAAAGACAUCGAUUUGACGACAUUCAUCUUCCACCACAACCAGCCAACAGCUAGUUGAACAACGAGUGGUGGUCGGGUCGUAGUAGUGGUAAGAAAGAAACGAUUGCUGCAUACAUUGAGAUCUGCGUCAUUAUUUGUCGAGAGAGAAACACAACAGAUAGUUAAAUAGCUCCUCUUCAGUAUCGAACGAAAGAAGGAAGUGGAACAGCUGAUUGAAAAAUGACCAUAAAACCUGUAGUUGCUGCACCCCAAAAACGUACGGGCAAUUCUGCUGCUGGAGGAGCCGAUGGUGACAAAAAGGAUACACCCAAUGUUGGCGAUUCGGCGAAUAGCAAUCAUCCAUCAACGAAUAGGGUGUCCAGUGUACAUGCUCAUCGUAAUGUGGUAAUAGAUAACCAUGGACAGAGCCCCCAGCGUAGAGUAGAUGUCUAUGAUGACUUGAGUCGUCAUCGUCGAAGUCCGCAUAAAACAAAUCGCAAUAAACGUCGUGAUCAUUUGGCCGAACAUCAUCAUCACAAACGUGAAAGGGUGGCGGAUAAACACAAUUUGGUCCCAAAAUGUAAUAGUCCUCAUGGGAGUGGUGGUAGUGGUGUUGGUGGUGCUGGUACUAGUUCCUCUUCGGUGUCGGGUGUAAAUGCAACAGCUGUGGCCAACAAUGCAAUCUCCCAUUCAUCGGCUGCAGUGGGCAACAAUUCCCCAGAUCAUUUACGCUUGGGUUCCCCAAAUCACGCUACAAAUUCCCAGACCACAGCCGUAGCCCAGGCCGCUAGUGGUCUUUUGAAAGCCAUUGAAGAUACUUUUUCGGGUUAUAAUUCUGGCGAUGAACAUUUACAGCCAGCAGAGGCUAAAACCACCGCCGAUGAAUGGCAACGUAAAGAUGAGCAAUUUGCUAAAUGUAUGGCCGAUCGUGGUUACAUUUUGAAACAGGUCGAAGAGGACGGAGCUUGUCUAUUUCGGGCUAUUUCUUUGCAAAUCUAUGGAGAUGAAGAGAUGCAUGAUGUCAUACGGCAGCACACCAUGGAUUAUAUUUAUAAGAACCGUGAAUACUUUAGUCAUUUUGUUACUGAGGACAUCAACAACUAUAUAAAACGCAAACGACGCAAGGAGUCUCAUGGCAACCACAUUGAAAUCCAAGCUGUGUCAGAAAUCUAUAGUCGUCCCGUUGAGGUCUACUGCUACAAGCCAACUCCUAUUAAUAUUUUCAACUCUGAACAGCUUAACAAUGGUUAUCCUCCACUACGUUUGUCCUAUCAGCGUGGCUCACAUUAUAAUGCCAUUUUGGAUCCCUAUAAUGCCACAGUGGGAGUAGGUCUGGGUUUAGCUGGCUAUAAACCAGAACUACAAACAAAGGAAGCUGUGCGUUUGAGUGAACAAUUGGAAAUUGAACAAACAAUGUUUGAAGAUAAACUCAAAACAACAGAUUGGGAGGCUACCAAUGAAGCAAUAGAAGAACAAAUUGCCAGGGAAUCUUAUUUACAGUGGUGUAGGGAGAAUUUACAGAAAACUCGAAAUCAAACAGCCAACACAGCCUCAACAUCGGCCACUGUGACAUCGGGGCAAGCCGCAACAGAUUGUGAAGCUUCACCCUCUAAAUAUGCCAAUACACAACGUUUGAAUCCCAUUAUGGCGAAUAGUACGGUCACAACUUUACAUGGCAACUCUUCAUGUUCCUCGUCCGCAUCGACACAGGUUGGAGAUGGCACAAAUGUCAAUUUGGAACAUGGUUUUUCCGGUAACUCUGGCGCUUCACCCAAACAUUUGUCUUCGAAAAAGUCCGAUGAAAUGGGUUAUGAAACUGAUGAUACAGAUAUGAGUAGUACUAGUUCCAGUGGUGGUGGUGGUGGAGGAGUUGGUAGUUGUUCGCCAUCCUCAACAAAUGCUAGAAGUAAAAAAUGCAAAUCAAGAUUAUCGAAUGCAAAAAUGGGGAAAAAACGUAGACGGGAUACACAAACAAAUGAGGAUAGUAGCAAUAACCAGCCUCUGCCUCAUAAAAGUCCUAAAUAUGACAGCUGCAGCGGUCUAGAAAAACGUUCUGUCACACCAGAUUUUGAACAUCAACAACCCUGCACCUCAAAACAAUCGAAUUCACCGGGCAAACAAAGCACUGCCUCCACAUCAGCAUUGCCCAAUACUUCUGCAACUACCUCUGCCUCAUCAACGUCUGCCAGAGCGAAAAAUGAAGAACAUACAAGUAGUUUUUAUCAAGAACUUUUGGAGGCUUCCUAUGCAAGUGAAGCAGAUUUCGGUCAGCUCACUGAAUCGGAAAUGUUACAACGAGCAAUACAAAUGUCCACCCAAGAUUAUAUAGAAGAUCAAAAGCGUAAAUAUCUCUAUGGACCAUAAGUGUUUUUUAAGGCAAAUAAUAAAAAUUCAAAAUUAAAAUCUAAUGCACUGUAGCAGAAAAAAAAACAACAACAAAAAAUUACUGUUCCUUUUUUACUAGCUCUUAAAAUAUAUAUAAACAUAAAAGGAAAAUUCUAUUAUUUUUUAUCAUAUUUUCAAAAUUAAAAAAAAGUAGUAUCUAUAGAUUUACAAUACUAUAUCUAGAUAACAUUUUGAAUUGAAAACAAGAAUAUAAACAAAUCUAGUAGUUAUGUGUCAGAGAAACAAUGAAAGAAAAGCAAAUCAAAAAUUAAAAUUAUCUGAAAAAAAAACAUUUUCAAAAAAAAUAAACAUAAGAAAAUCUAUUUGGCAGAAGACAAAAAUUAAAUAUUGAAAACUUCAAAAUAAACACAAUAUACAAUUAACGAAAGCAAACAAUAUAAUAAUCAGAAAAUAAUAGAUGUUGUCCCAUUACAUCUAGCACAAUUUGUCGUUAAGUGGAAUUCAGCACAUUUGAGUUUAAACGGAGAGUAUGAAAAUUAAAUUUGAUAUUUUUUCUAUAUUUCCUUUUGCAUUUAACAUAACAAAUAAAUUCUUUGUGGCUUAUAAUUUAGUUUAUAUUUUUCUUAUUGAAUCAUGUCUAUUCUAGAAUUACAUUAUCAUUUAUUUUCUUUCUUUGUAUUCACAUAUAUAUUGUUAUAUUCUUAUUUGAUUUUUACAAGGAUUACAAAAGUAUUUGAGUUUUUGGUUUUUUUUUAAAUUCUUUUGAUACUCUUGAUUUUUUCGAUAUAUGAAAAUCGUACUACAUAUUUUUUGCUGGUGCAUAUAACUGAAAUUAAAUCUUGAAUAAAAUAAAAACAAAUUAAUACAUAUAUAAUUUUUAAGUUCAUAAGUGUAGUAUGUAUGUAAUUUUUUAUAAGCAUAAUAUCAACAAAAAAAAAAUAUAUACACAAAACGGAAUACAAAUAAAUUCUGAAUAUUGAAAAUCUAAUA
Molecule: messenger RNA, 3654 nt
Organism: Musca domestica (house fly)
Lineage: Eukaryota; Metazoa; Arthropoda; Insecta; Diptera; Muscidae
Gene: Duba
Product: OTU domain-containing protein 5-A
Exons: 6
Coding region: 559-2682 (707 amino acids)
Biological process (GO): protein deubiquitination
Molecular function (GO): cysteine-type deubiquitinase activity; K63-linked deubiquitinase activity
Source: RefSeq, a predicted model, not a curated record